AUGGCUGCGCGGGCAGCAAUCCAUCUUUGUGGCAGCUACAACGUGGGAGAUUUGUUAGGAGAAGGCUUCAGCGGCUUCGUAUACGCUUGUAGCAAGCACGGCGACGACAGCCAGACCUUCGCGGCGAAGGUGUGUGCUGAGCGGCCGGGUGCAGCCGAGGAGAUGCGCUCCGAAGUUUCGCUACUCCAAAAUUUGUGCCACAGUUCGAUCGUCAAGAUUCAUGACAUUUUUGAUGAUGGCAAAUCUGUCUACUUUGUCAUGGACCGUCUGCAUCACGAUCUUCUGGAUGGACUUCACAGCUAUGGCAUGAGGGAAAGCGUCGAUAUGAACAAUCUGGUGCAUGUAGUUCGACAGAUGGCCACAGCAGUGCGAUAUCUUCACAGCGUGGCUGUCGUGCAUCGUGAUGUCAAGCCCGACAACUUUUUGACCGAUCGGGAGAGGCUCACUGACCCCAAUUGCAAACUGGUGCUUGCAGACUUCGGGUCAGCCUGCAAACUGUCGGUCAACGCCCGGCUGGAAGAGCAGGUUGGAACCAAGAUUUACUGGGCGCCAGAGGUUUACGACGGAAACUAUGGUUUUGGGGUGGACGUGUGGGCAUUGGGAAUUUGCCUUCACUGCGUGGCAAGCAAUACGUUUCCAUUUGCUGACGAGCAGGAGGUCCGAACCAAGAAUAUCUACCUGCGGUACGUCAAUCGACAAUGUAGGAACCUGGUCUCAGCCAUGCUACAGAAGGUUGAGGAAAAGCGGAUCAGCAUGGAGGAGGUGCUGUGGCACUCAUGGAUGACUGGUGAAGACGACAGUGAACCAGACGAGAUCAUGGACUCUUCCCUGGCCCGGAGGUGGCUGCGUGAUGCCGAGAUGCGCCUUCCCUCCUUUGCGCGCUUCGAUCGCAAUCGGAAGAGGAAGGCUUGGCCGCGGCUGGCUCUUCCCUUGAUUGCCGGUCUGUUUGUGGCACGAAUUGCUCUCCGUCUUUGUCCAGGCGCAGGGCUUACGGUUUUUGGCUGCGUUUUUGCAAGAAGAUUCCAUGCCCUUUCAACUUUCCGGCAAGGUUGGGAUGCUCCAGUGCGAUGGAGCCCGGUCAUUGACCGAACCACGUGCAUGCAAAAGCAGCACGUGCGAGGAAACGACCGGUGGGUCUUCCGGCGUCUCCGUGGCACGCCCACGUGCAAGGCGGCCGUACGCCCGCGCGAACAGUGA
Messenger RNA from Effrenium voratum, 1197 nucleotides. The record is from the annotation of a GenBank genome assembly. Lineage: Eukaryota; Dinophyceae; Suessiales; Symbiodiniaceae.